UAAGGAGCAGAUUUAUGAUGUGUAUAGAUACUUGCCUCCAGCUACACAAGUGGUUCUGAUCAGUGCCACUUUGCCUCAUGAAAUUCUAGAGAUGACCAACAAAUUCAUGACAGACCCCAUUCGCAUCUUGGUGAAACGUGAUGAGCUGACCCUUGAAGGAAUCAAGCAGUUUUUUGUGGCUGUGGAGAGGGAAGAAUGGAAGUUUGACACCUUGUGCGAUCUCUACGACACACUCACAAUCACCCAGGCUGUCAUCUUCUGUAACACCAAGAGAAAGGUAGACUGGCUCACAGAGAAGAUGAGAGAAGCCAACUUCACAGUUUCAUCCAUGCACGGGGACAUGCCACAGAAGGAGAGAGAGUCCAUUAUGAAAGAGUUCAGAUCUGGCGCAAGCCGAGUCCUUAUUUCAACAGAUGUUUGGGCUAGAGGCCUGGAUGUGCCUCAAGUGUCCCUGAUCAUUAACUAUGACUUACCCAACAACAGAGAACUCUACAUACACAGAAUUGGCCGGUCAGGCAGAUAUGGCCGAAAAGGUGUAGCAAUCAACUUUGUGAAGAAUGAUGACAUCCGCAUCCUGCGAGACAUUGAGCAGUACUACUCCACCCAGAUAGAUGAGAUGCCUAUGAAUGUUGCUGAUCUUAUCUGAAGGUCUGUGUUUACCAUGGAGUUGUACUCAUACUAUGUAGUAGCCUCCAUAAUUCUGUUUUGGACCCACAACCUUUUAUCAUACUGCUGAUCGUAUGUUCUUGAGUUGAGCUGCACUUGGGAACUUGUGUAAAUAAUGUCUUUACUCCCACCCAAAUUUUUCAAUAAAAAAAAAAGGAAGUUUUACCAUAA
This is a messenger RNA of Pelecanus crispus (Dalmatian pelican), 837 nucleotides long. The record is from RefSeq and is a predicted model, not a curated record. Lineage: Eukaryota; Metazoa; Chordata; Aves; Pelecaniformes; Pelecanidae.